GAAAUUGACAGAUGGGGGAGGCGUCCGCCGACAGUAUCACCCUGGACCUUCUCCGAGGAGCCAGGGACACCGUGAGGAUGAGCCCGUUGGGCGUCAUCAAGACCCCCAUGAUCCCCUGGAGCCAGACCACCCUGCCUGCCCACAAGGCCCGCAGUAUUUAUCUUAAACUGGAGAACAUGCAGACGACGGGCUCCUUUAAAAUCCGAGGCGUGGCCAAUCAGUUCGCUCGGAGGCCGAAAGGCGGCACUUUCGUCACCAUGUCCUCGGGGAACUACGGGAAGUGCUUCGCGUACGCGUCAAAAUUCUACGGCUCCAAGGCCAAAGUGGUGAUGCCGGAAAACGCCCCCAUUUCCAGAGCCGCCCUCUUAAAGAGUUUUGGGGUGGACGUGGAGAUUGCCCCCACGCCCUCUCUGAUGGGCAUAGUGAACCGCUGCGUUCAGGAAAACAACAUGACCUUCUUGCACUCCUUCGACGACCUCGACGUCAUCGCAGGAAAUGCCAGCGUGGGUCUAGAGGUCCUGGAGGUGGUGCCCGAGCCCGACGUGGUGGUGGUCUGCUGCGGAGGAGGGGGGCUGCUGGCCGGAGUGUCCGCCGCGGUCAAGCUGUCCGGAUGCGAUAAAGCCAGAAUCUACGGCGUGGAACCGGAAGGAGCCUGCACCAUGUACAAGAGCUUCAAAGAGAAGAAGCCGGUGAUCAUGGACACGGACAGUAUUGCGCCGGGACUUGCGCCACCAUAUGCAGGCACGCUGCCCUUCAAGAUCUGCCAGCGCUACGUGGAAGAAAUCAUCCUGGUGAGCGAAGACGACAUCAGGGCGGCCGUGUCGACCUUGUACCGGGCGGGCCUGGUGGUGGAGCCGUCGGGCACGGCCGCCUUCGCCGCCAUCGUUUCCGGCAAGAUACCCCGGCUGGAGGGGAUGAACGUCGUUUGCGUCCUCACCGGGGGGAACAUCGGCAAGGACGAGCUGGCGAACUACCCAGAUUGACAGAUAUACAAAAUCAAUAUUUUUUUUUCCUUGGGCGAUAUCGAUUCUUCAAAAUCGAGAAGGCCGACAACAGAUAUUUGCACCCAGUAUUUUUUUUGCAGUAAAAUUUUGACAAAUUUUUUGAAUGAUCCAAAACACCAGCAUUUGUAACUUUAUUUAAAUGUCUUUAAGCCCAUGAUGUAUCAUGCACACCUUUCAGAUUUGCAAUACAUUAAAGUUUUCAAGUAGUCCGGAAAAUAUGGAUGGACGACAGACAUCUUUGCCUUAAAAUUUUCAUAAAAAG
Molecule: messenger RNA, 1266 nt
Organism: Syngnathoides biaculeatus (alligator pipefish)
Lineage: Eukaryota; Metazoa; Chordata; Actinopteri; Syngnathiformes; Syngnathidae
Product: L-threonine dehydratase catabolic TdcB-like
Exons: 6
Coding region: 12-983 (323 amino acids)
Biological process (GO): L-serine catabolic process; L-threonine catabolic process
Molecular function (GO): threonine deaminase activity; L-serine ammonia-lyase activity
Source: RefSeq, a predicted model, not a curated record